GCACAGCUACACCUCUGCUCCACAGUGAGACUCCACAUCUGAGAUCUCCAUAGGGACUGGACAACAUGAAGCUACUCACCAAAACUCUCUUUUUGUGCUUAGCUAUUUGGCUUACUAAUGGCGCUCCUGCGCCAGAUGCAACAGUAGAAGAUGCAGCUGUGCCAGACAGGUGUGCAGGGAUCGAGUUUGAUGCUAUCACUCCUGACGAGAAAGGAACACAUUUCUUCUUCAAAGGUUCCUACCUGUGGAAUGGCUUCCGUGGUGACGCUCAGCGCUCCAACUUGAUCUUCACGGAGCUGGAUGACAUCCACAGCAUAGGCCAUGUUGACGCCGCCUUCCGUAUGCACAACAAAGAGAACCCAGAUGACCAUGAUCACAUCUAUUUCUUCCAGAAUGACAAGGUGUUCAGCUACUAUGCCCAAACUCUGGAGAAUGGGUAUCCAAAAUCAAUCCAGGAGGACUUCCCAGGAAUCCCUACUCACCUGGAUGCUGCUGUGGAGUGUCCCAAAGGAGAGUGCCCGGCUGACUCAGUUCUGUUCUUUAAGGGAGAUGAUAUAUACGUUUAUGAUAUUACCACAAAGACAGUGAAGACAAAGACAUGGCCCCACCUGCCUGCCUGUACUUCUGCAAUACGCUGGCUGGAGCACUACUACUGUUUCCAUGGACAUAACUUCACCAGGUUCAACCCAGUGUCAGGGGAGGUGAGCGCUUCCUACCCGAAGGAUGCACGCCAUUACUUCAUGUCAUGCCCCAACUUUGGCCACGGGGGCGGUUAUACACCUCCUAAAUGCAGUGAAUCCAAAAUUGAUGCCAUCACCACUGAUGAUGCAGGCAAAACAUACAUCUUUGCAGGUCCUAUCUACUUGCGUCUGGACACCCAACGUGACGGCGUUCAUGCCUUCCCAAUCACAAGGACGUGGCAUGAGGUGACUGGAGGGGUGGAUGCUGUCUUCUCCUACACUGACAAAAUCUACAUGAUUAAGGGCGAUCAGGUUUACAUCUUUAAAGAAAGUGCUCCAUACACGCUGAUUGAGGGCUACCCUAAAACCCUGAAGGAAGAGCUUGGCAUUGAGGGACACGUGGAUGCUGCUUUUGGCUGUCCCAGUGAACACACAGUUCACAUACUCCAAGGACAGAGGAUGCGUGACGUUGACCUAAGUGCAACACCAAGGGUUGUGACCCAAGAUCAGCUUUUGACCUUGCACGAUGUUGAUGGUGGUCAUUGUGGAGCAGAGGGAAUUAGGUUGUUCAAGGGCCCACAUUAUUACCAGUAUGAGAAUGCACAGGCACUGGUUGAUAGCACAGUUGCCGCUGAGCCUCAAAAGAUCACAUCAGCAAUGUUGGGAUGUCGGGAUUAGCAGUCUUUAUCAGUGUUCCGCACAAACAAUACAGAGUAAUUUGGAUUUGUGGGCCAACACAGUGCAAUACAGUUUUGUCAUAAAAUACGUGGUCUAUUGUCAUACAAACACAAUGUUUACUCAAAAUAUGACUUUUUGUUUGCUGAAUAAAAAAUGGGAAAUAAAA
Scomber japonicus (chub mackerel) is the source of this 1524-nucleotide messenger RNA. RefSeq names its product hemopexin b (gene hpxb). Gene Ontology annotation, biological process: heme transport; intracellular iron ion homeostasis. The record is from RefSeq and is a predicted model, not a curated record. The transcript has 10 exons. The coding region runs from base 66 to 1358 and encodes 430 amino acids. NCBI's taxonomy places the organism in Eukaryota, Metazoa, Chordata, Actinopteri, Scombriformes, Scombridae. Gene Ontology annotation, molecular function: heme transmembrane transporter activity.